ACUCUGACCAACUCGAACCUUUGAGAACCUGCCUAACCAUGAAAAACCUUGAAGGAUCUGGCUUACCUGCAAAUCUCAUAAUGAAUAAAAGGGCAGCGAGCCUGGUCCCCACCAUAGCUCUAGAAAGGCCACGGGAACGCAAUGUAACCAGCCAACUCAAAAAUGUCCCCUGUGAGGCCUCCACAUCACGAACCCCGAUAUCCAUAGAGAAACUGACCCAUUCGCUACAGCAGCGGAU
This is a messenger RNA of Pelobates cultripes (western spadefoot toad), 238 nucleotides long. NCBI's taxonomy places the organism in Eukaryota, Metazoa, Chordata, Amphibia, Anura, Pelobatidae. The record is from the annotation of a GenBank genome assembly.